Molecule: messenger RNA, 1044 nt
Organism: Aedes albopictus (Asian tiger mosquito)
Lineage: Eukaryota; Metazoa; Arthropoda; Insecta; Diptera; Culicidae
Exons: 3
Coding region: 1-1044 (347 amino acids)
Molecular function (GO): nucleic acid binding
Source: RefSeq, a predicted model, not a curated record
AUGAAACAGUAUCGAGAGAGUGUGGUUAAGCGUUUUCUGCACGGUGAGCGACCCGGCGACAUAUUCCGGCUAUUGAAACCGCAUGGGGUCAAGCGGAACUUUGUGUAUAAGACCAUCAGGCGAUUCCAGGAGACGGCCUCGACCAAGGACCGUGCGAGAUCCGGUCGGCCGCGUUUGGCCAGAACGCCGCGGGUCAUCAAGGUCGUGAGAGAGCGGAUUCGGCGCAAAAAGAACCGCUCAAUCCGAAAAAUGGCUGCCGACCUAAACGUUUUCAUCGGGACAGCUCACACCAUAUUCAGCAAAGACCUUGGUUGUAAGCCUUACAAAAAACGUAAGGUCCAUGGCGUUUCAGAGGCUACUAGAGAAAAGCGGUUGAAUCGAGCCAAGAUGAUUCUCACUCGGCACGCUGGUCAGGAGUUCGUUUUUUCGGACGAGAAACUUUUCGUGCUGCAGCAACCGCACAAUGUGCAAAAUGACCGGGUGUGGGCGCCGACAAGGGACAGCAUUCCUGAAUGCAGUUUGAACAUCCCUCGUUUCCAAAACGUCAAAAUCAACGCGGCAUACUACAAAACUGAGGUUUUGGAGAAGGUUGUUGCCCCCAGUCUUCAAAGCCUCUACGGAGAUGAUCACUACGUGUUCCAGCAGGACGGUGCACCAGCCCACACAGCAAAUGUAGUCCAAGCCUGGUGUCGGGCCAAUUUAACCGACUUCCUGGACAAAACUUUGUGGCCUCCCAGCUCCCCGGAUUUGAAUCCUCUCGACUUUUUUGUUUGGUCCUACAUGAUGUCAAAGCUUAACGAUUACACGAUCAGCACUCUGGACCAGUUCAAGAUGGUCAUCCUGAAAAUCUGGGACGAAAUGCCCAUGCAGGCCGUGCGUGCCGCUUGCGACGCUUUCGAGAAACGUCUGAAGCUCCUAAACAUUUCGGUUCGCUGCUGCUUCUCUCCAACCUCCGGAACGUCCUACAUUCGCCAAAUCAUUCUCGAGCUGGUCAGCCCUCCUUGUCCGCUGUGCUGUGCUCCACGUCGUUUUGUACCGUGCUGA